This is a messenger RNA of Myxocyprinus asiaticus (Chinese sucker), 3975 nucleotides long. RefSeq names its product Golgi apparatus membrane protein TVP23 homolog B-like. Gene Ontology annotation, biological process: protein secretion; vesicle-mediated transport. Gene Ontology annotation, cellular component: Golgi membrane. Lineage: Eukaryota; Metazoa; Chordata; Actinopteri; Cypriniformes; Catostomidae. The record is from RefSeq and is a predicted model, not a curated record. The transcript has 7 exons. Bases 26 to 619 code for a protein of 197 amino acids.
AGGAAACGUGAUUACCUGCACCAAAAUGUUCAGACAGGAUUCUCAGGGUGAAGUGCCAUUAUUCCAUGAGGAUGAAAAUGCAUCCAGUAAAUCAAACAUCAAACACCCUCUCGCCUGCUUUUUUCAUCUUUUCUUCCGCACAAGUGCCAUCAUGAUCUACCUCUUCUGUGAGUUUCUAAGCCUAAGUUUCAUCGCCAACAUGGUCACCAUCAUUUUACUUCUGUCAUCUGACUUCUGGACAGUAAAGAAUGUGACGGGGCGGCUGCUGGUCGGUUUGAGAUGGUGGAAUCAGGUAAAUGAAGAUGGAAGCAGUCACUGGAUGUUUGAAUCCAGAACGGAAGGCAGUAAAAGCAUCAUCUCAAGCUCAGAGUCAAAGAUUUUUUGGUUUGGUCUGAUCGUGUGUCCAGUGUUUUGGGUUUUCUUCAUGUUUAGCACUCUUUUGGCCUUCAACAUAAAGUGGCUGGCGGUUGUGAUCAUGGGAGCUGUCCUGCAGUGGGCUAACCUCUAUGGGUAUGUGCGAUGCAAAAUUGGUGGUGGAUCCAAACUGAAGAACAUGGCGACAAACUACUUUGGUCUUCAGCUCUUCAAAAAGGUAGUAAACAAACCAGACAGACCCUAAUUUGACUCUGCCUGGUCUAAUUUACUAAAAGAAGAUUUUUUUUCCUCUUUUGACUGGCUAUGCUGCACUGUAAAAAAAAAAAAAAAAACCAUUAAAAAAUCCUGUUGUUUAAAAAAAACAACAACAAAAAAAAACUGGCAGCUGUGGUUGCCAGAAUAAUUAUGUAAAAAAAUACAGGAAAAAUUUAAACAACUUUACAGAACAACCUGUAAAUGUUACAGUUUAAAACUGUUGUAAUUUACAUGACCAUGCUGGCACUGUAAAAAAGAAAAAGAAAAAACAAAUCUGUUAAAUUUACAGUAAAGAAUUGCAUAAACUUGAUAUUAACCUUCUGAAACUGUAAAAAUCUGCUUUUUACUUUAUAAGGUAUUUGUUAUUCACUGUAAAAAUUACUAAAGAGCACAUGAUGACAUGAAGUUCACCAAUAGUGGCUCUUCCAGGAGCAAUGACCAAUAGACAUGUAGAGACAGUGCUCAAUGUCACUCACACAAACACUAAACACCAUCAGGGUAACACAUGUGAAAUUAAAAUAAUGUAAUAAACAUUAACUAAACUACAUUAAAUAUAAAACAGAACUCCCCAAAGUACAUACCUGAUAUUAAAAAUAAGAAGAAACAAAACUAUAUGAUUGGUCAUGCAGGGAAUUGUGGGAACGCCCGAUUUAUUGUUUUUUACUGUAAUUUUAACAAUAAUUUACUGUAAAAAGUACAUGUACUCUCUUUUUAAUGUAAAUUUUUACCAUGAAUUAUACAGGAAAAUCAUACUUUUUAAAUAUUAUUGUAAAAACUACUGUAUUGUCUUAAAAUAUAUAAAAAAUGUUUACUGUAUAUUUUACAGUUAUAUUGUGUGGAAAUUGGAGUAAAAUUUGUAUAGAAAUUUAAAAUAAAAAAAUAAUGAAAAUACUGUGAGCAGUAAUCUUAAUAAUUAAGAUUAAAAGUAAUAAAAAAUAUUUUUGUCAAUAAUGUGAUAAAUCCACACAGGAUGUGCGUUCCUUCAGUUGGCCCACAGAUGUCUCUAUUGCUAUAUUUAUUAUUAUUAUAUAUUUUAUAUUUUUUUCUGUUCAAAAUCAAAUUAGUCAACAUUAGUAUUAGACUAUAUUUGUCAAGUGUAUUUUUUAUUUAUAUAUUAAAUUACACAAAUUAUUUUCUUUUUAGUAACUUACUAAAAAAAAUUAUUUAAAAGCAGAAAUUAGAAACGUGAGCAAAUCAAUAUUUAGAGUAUAUUAUUUUUGUUAUUAAAUAUAAAUAUAUAAAUGUAUAUAUUUUUUAAAUUAAAUAUUUAUAUAAAUAUAUAAAUUGUUUAGUCACAGAAUGGAAGGACUGACACAUCCACAUAAGUACAGUAUGCUGAUAACAAUUAAAUAUUUCAAUUUGCCAGGUGAAAAUCAUUUAAUAUCCCUGUUAGAAGAUUAAGGAUGGCAUGUUUGUCAUGUGCUGAAUUUUGCUCUCAUAAAAUAAUCAUCAAUUAUUGAGCGACUGGUCAUGAGUCAGGAGACUUGCAUGAAUAUGCCCAUAUCUGAAUUUUAUACUUCAUCAUUACAACAAUGGCACAGUAGCUCGCCAAUAUUGUACUUGUAAAUGUACUUGUUUUGUAGUCCAUAACUGAAGUUUGACCAAAUCAAUAAUGACAUCUACCCACAAUAAAAAUGACUUCCCUCAUGACAACUUUUGUUAGAUUGUCACUCAGAAAAAAAAUAGGUAAAAGUUAAAGCAUGCACGGGGUUUAUGAAGCUACAGAAUGAACAACAAACAUCAGGCGACAUCAUGUGCAGCCACUACAAAAAUAGGUAAUAGUGAUAUACAGCUUAAUCAAAAAUUUUGUGCUUGACAAACAAGCAGGGAAGUCCUAUUUAAAGUGCAAUAAUAAUAAUAAUAAUAAUUCCUUUGACUGUCUGAAGAAACAGCACGGUCUUUUUGUGCUGGUUCCACCUAGUGGCUGGAGUUUUAGUAGAAUAAUACACCUUUAGGACAGUUUUAUGGAUGAAGCUACACGUUCUUUGUGUUUAUUCUGCCUAUUGGCUGGAGUUUGUUUUAUAUAUUAUCUUCUGUUGUGUAAUUCUGUCUCACAAAAUUUGUAUAGAAACACUGGACUUGAGCAAUCUGACGGCAAAGUUGUCACGGAGAUUCUCUUAGGUGUACAUGGACUGUUUGAGUUUAGAGGGAUGGACGCCAGUUGGCGCUGUCAUGCGCUGGAUUAAUGCGCACGUUUUUCUUCUUUUUUUUUUCUAGGGGAUGUUUGGGGUUUGAUUGUUGCACUAAUGCUGGAAUGUGGUCUUUAUAAUCUUGUUUUUGACACACAAUCUAUUUUUUCUAAUAUGUCAAAAUGUCUAAUGUUAAUAUGAGUGGAUUGUCUCUCUCCAUGUGGAAUGUGAAUGGGUUGGGUCACCCCAUAAAAAGAAGGAAGGUUAUUUCUCUUCUAUAUCAUAUUUCUUAUGCUUAAGUGUUUCUUCAAGAAACGCACCUUUCCCAGCUGGAAGCUGAAAAAUUUGGAAAGAUAUGGGGUGGGCAUUUUUCUUUUUUUUUUAUAGUACUGGCUCAAGUAAGAGCAGGGGGAUGGAGCUUUAACUUCUAUCAAGAGAUUAUGGGAGAAAGAUUUGAACUUGGUAUUGGAGGAGGGAGUGUGGGCUAGGAUUCUAAAACAUGUCAAGUCUGCAUCUAGAGAUGUAAGGGUGCGCCUUAUGCAAUUCAAGAUUUUACAUCGAUUCUAUCGGACCCCCUCUAGAUUGUAUAGGCUUGGUCUUAAAGACACACCCACCUGCUGGCGAUGCCAAUCAGAAGAUGGAGAGACAACCCAUAUUUUUUGGUGGUGUGUUAAGAUCCAAAAAUUUUGGUUGAGGGUUCAGAGUUGUAUGUGUGAUGUAUUGGGCACUUUUUCCCCAGAUUCUGUAUUUUAGGAGAUGGGGCAGUCAUCAAUAUAUAUAAAAAUUUGGGUUCUAACCAGUGUCAUGAUCUGCAGACAAACUGUUUUAAGGGGAUGGAAGUCGGCUGGAGCGCCCUCAUUUCAAUAAUAUUGCACGGAGAUGGUGGUGGCUUUCAAGGAAGCAUCAUGUAGAAUGCUGGGGAGUUGGGAUUCAUUUGAUGGGAAAUGGGGCAGCUAUUUGGUGUUUUUGGAGGGCUCUCAGGGAGGGGCAGUGGAGAGAGAAGUUUAGUUUUAAAUGUGUGUGAUUUAUAUAUAAUGUGUGUGUGUGUGUGUGUGUGUGUGUGUGUCUAUAAACAAGUGUGACCACAGGGAUGUUGUUGAGAGUCGGGAGGGGUAAUAGUGGGGGUUAAAUGUUGAUUCUGUGUGUGUGUAUAUAUAUAUAUAUAUAUAUAUAUAUAAUCACACACAUAUAUAUGUGUGUGUAUAUGUUUUGCUUU